AUGAAUUCGAUAGGUGGAAGCUUAUUGGUGUUUACGCUUGGCGCUUUGCUCCGAAAGAGAUCGAUUGGCGUCAAUGCCAACCUCACCACCUAUUCACGGCUUGCGCGUCGCAUAGUGAAUGCAACUAGCUACGACGAUGGACUGUCCACUCUCAGCGCUCCAGCUACGAGCCAUAAAUCAAUUCCCUCUAAUAUAGUGAAAGGCACAUCUAUUCUGGAAAAUUCAAUCGAUACCAUUCACCGUUUCACAGCCAAGGAGGAACAGGAAGGGAUAUGUUACUAUGGUUCCAACUUACAUACCAUCAUGAAGAUCACAGGUCAGCUCGAGCACCUUAACAAAUCCGUUCAUUUGCACGACGUAGCUUGGCGUGCAGGUUUAAUCGGGUUUGACAAUAUCGAUAUUCGAUUAGAGAAUACUACCGUUCAAAGACAAACUAAUAAUUCACAGUUUUCGCUCCACAUCCGUUUAAGGACUAAUACCGGUGAUUCAUCCUUCCUUUGCAUCUCCUCCCUUGGGUGUGUUCCUGAUCAAGAGAAUACGCCUCAAGCCCCAACCAAUCAUAUAAUCUCGCAAACUAACCCUAACUUUACGGAGAUUCACCACUGCUACGAGGUGGCAAUGGCCUGUUUGAUACUCAGCACCCCUCCUUCCCCCUUCCUUCCUUAUCAACACUUACGAGCCAGAUGA
Messenger RNA from Lindgomyces ingoldianus, 687 nucleotides. RefSeq lists its product as uncharacterized. NCBI's taxonomy places the organism in Eukaryota, Fungi, Ascomycota, Dothideomycetes, Pleosporales, Lindgomycetaceae. The coding region runs from base 1 to 687 and encodes 228 amino acids. The record is from RefSeq and is a predicted model, not a curated record. The transcript has 11 exons.